AGAGUGUAUUAAAAAGACUCUGAGAUGAGCCGCAAGCGAAAGACAUCCCAUAUGAGGAAUCAUGAGUUAGAAAAUGAAAGGUCGACCAGAAAAUCAGCCAGACUUAACAAUCCUCACAGUAUUAAUCAUUCAAAAUCUAAGAUCUUGGAAAGAAAAAAGAUUACAAAACUUCAAAGGAAUAUAAAAACUUGUCCAGGUUUGGGAAGCUGUGUGUUGUUUCAAAUAGUGUGAUACACUGUUGAAAGCGAUAUCAACCAUGUGACAUUUUGUUUUUAUAGUGUUUACCCGCAGUAGAGGAAUAUUAAUCAGCUGUGACAUGUAUAAUUGUUCUAAGCCUCAUGAAUCCACUGGUACAGAUGAAAAUACCACUGAGAAUAAUAGUGAUCCAGAUAGAAGUAUUGUUAAAACUUUAACAUACUCAAGUUCAGAUAGCAAUGACUGUAAAAGUAACAUGUUUAAUAGCUCUAAGGUAAAUUUUGAUUUCAUUAAAUUCUGCUUGUCAUUUAAUAAAGUAAAAGAGUGCAGUAUCCUGUUAGCUUGAACGUGAUAUUUUUGCUUUUUAGGCAUUAAGUCACAGUUAUGAUCAAAGCCAGUUACAUAAUAGGAAAAAUGUUGAUGAUGAACAAACCUAUGAAAAAGGUACUGUGUGCAAGAUGCUAGCAAUCGUUUUUUGUUGAUAUUAUUUUUUCUUGUUCAAUAUUUUCCCCAACUUUCACAUACAUUUUAACAGCACGUACAGAAACGUCACACAAAGCUAGCUUGAGAAGUGUUACAAACCAAGCAAGUUACAAUUUACGAAGGAGAAGUCCGCGAGCUGCGGAGAGCGGUAAUGAAACAUCGAGCAGUGCUACUCUGAGAUGUGUAACAAAUCAAAAUGAUCACAGUUCUAGAAAAUGCCCUCGAAUUGUGGAGAGCGAUGGUGACACACCGAACAACGCUCUCUUGAGAAAUGUGACCAAUCCAAAAAGUAACAGAAGAAGUCCCCGAAUUGUGGAGAGCGAUGGUGAAACACCGAACAACGCUCUCUUGAGAAAUGUGACCAAUCCAAAGAGUAAUAGAAGAAGUCCUCGAAUUGUGGAGAGCGAUGGUGAAACAUUGAACAACGCUCUCUUGAGAAAUGUGAUCAAUCCGAAAAGUAACAGAAGAAGUCCCCGCUUUGCGGAGAGUGAAACAUCGAACAUCGGCGAAGAGAAAAUCAUCGCGAAGAAAGCGCAGAAAACAAAAGUCAAGGAAGCGAAAAAUGAAAGUAACAGAAAGCCGUCCGUUGUUGACCCGCACAAGCCUAAAGUUCAGGCAUUGAAACAAUAUGCCUGCAUCAUGCCUUCUUCCAUUAUCGAAGAUCAGGAAAAAGACGUGAAAAAAGCGAAAGGUGAAGUCUUCAUAAUAAUUUGAUACUUCGUAUUGUUCAUAUUAGUGGUAUAUAAUGUAAAUCUUCAUAUAUAUGUAAAUGUUCGUAUAAUGUAAAUGUAAUUAAUAUCAUUUAACAAUUUUUGAAUGAGGUUGAGCGUGAUAUGAAGAAUUAUCAAGCCCGAAGUUUGUGUUGUAGGAAGCCAUUUGUGUUUUGACACAAUUCCUCACUUCUUCGGCAGUCAUCGUUAGCAUGACGUCGUAGCGUUUAAUAUUAGACAUAUUUAGAUCGGGGACGCGGACGCCAAAGACGACGUGAAAAUGGCGUGCUGUGCCCAUGUCUGGACAUGCCACGCCAUUUUUACGUCAUUUUCAUGUCGUCUUCGACGUCCGCGUCCUCGAUCUAAAUCUGUCUAUUAUUUUUUCAUAUCAUCGUUAUGACGUCACUUCGUUGAAUAUUAUGUCAAAACUCCAUAUUUAGUACAUUGAACUGUUUUUUGGGGAGAACAAGUUAAUAUGUCUCGCAAAGCUGUGGAUCCAUGACUCGAGAUAUUUAUCAGAGCAAAUUAUAUAAAACAAGACUUAAGUUUCGUGUUUGUUUCUGCAGGGCGGCUCAAGUAUGAGCGGGUCAUGAGAAUUGAAUCUUGUCGUACACGUCACGACAUCUUUGCGGAACAAACACGGCAAAUUGCAUUCCAUUUUGGAUGUCAAAAGUGUACGCAUAAUUUUAUAAUAACUGGGUUUCGACUUGCUGAAAGAGUAGUGGAAGAUACACUUAUUUUCAAAUCAUCUUGUAUUUAGUGAAGAAAAGAGGAACACUAGCUCGGAAGCGAGAACUUCGAGCAAUGUUGGAAAGACAAGAUGAAGGUUAUGAAGAUGAUGCCUUCGACGGAACGCCAUUUAAAAACAGAAAACCUCUAUUGAAGGUAUUGUACAGUCACAGCUUUUUUGAAAAAGACUCAUAACUUUUUUCCUGUUUUUAUUUCACGAAACAUUGAAAUCCAAAGAUCUGAUUCAUGAAUCAUGGUUUAUCACCUCGACGCCUCAUAAUUUUAAUAAAUUAGUGUAGCCUCACUACCUAGCCGUUUACUCAGUAUUAGCUAUUUUAAACCGGGCAUGUUUUUGCACGCUAAUAUAAUCGCUUGCCACUUGGGCUUCUUAUAUGUGAAAAGCGCUACAAUAUAGAAAGUCUAGGCUCGUGGCAUUAAUGGAUUUUAUUCUUGCUAUACACCCUCCGGAAUUUACUUCGCCUUGGCGUUUGAGCCAGGUUCUGAAGGCACGAAAACCACAGUGCGCGAUUUUACAGCCGGCCAUCGCCUUGCCACAUGAUCCUUCUUAUUUUUAUUCUAGUGCAAAUUGUCUCCAGUUGUUCUGGAUACGAGCAUACAGAGUAUAAAUAGAGACAUCGAGUUUUAUAAGACACCGUGCAGUAAGACACCCGUUAACCGUCUACGACCCGCUGGCCCACUUUCAUCUGGAACAUCUGAGAGUGAUAUCAUGACUCCAGGUUUAUUGAACAGCGUUAACAGGUACAGUUAUUAA
Messenger RNA from Paramuricea clavata, 2889 nucleotides. The record is from the annotation of a GenBank genome assembly. NCBI's taxonomy places the organism in Eukaryota, Metazoa, Cnidaria, Anthozoa, Malacalcyonacea, Plexauridae.